CAGUCUCUUGCAAAGCCGCAGCCGAGUGGGAUUGGGAACCUGUGGCCCGGCUCCACGCGUCCCCGUCCCCUCCGUGGCCCUAGCCCCGGCCAUGAAGCGUAUCUUCUCCUGCUCCAGUUCACAAGUGGCGGUGGAGAAAUGGAACCGUCGUGACCAGAAGCUGCUGGAGGCCGUGCAGCGGGGGGAUGUGGGACGCGUGGCAGCCUUGGCCUCUAGGAAGUCAGCCCGACCCACCAAAUUAGAUUCGAAUGGCCAGUCCCCGUUUCAUCUGGCUGCCUCCAAAGGCCUGACAGAGUGCCUGACAAUAUUGCUUGCAAAUGGGGCUGACAUCAACAGUAAGAAUGAAGAUGGAAGCACCGCCCUUCAUUUGGCCACCAUCUCCUGCCAGCCACAGUGUGUGAAGGUCUUGCUGCAGCAUGGUGCUAAUGAAGAUGCUGUGGAUGCAGAGAACCGCAGUCCAUUACACUGGGCAGCCUCCUCUGGCUGUGCCUCAAGUGUCCUCCUGUUGUGUGACCAUGAGGCCUUCCUGGACGUGCUGGACAACGAUGGACGCACACCCCUGAUGAUUGCAUCACUGGGUGGUCAUGCAGCUAUCUGCUCACAGCUGCUGCAGAGAGGUGCCCGGGUUAAUGUCACAGACAAGGAUGACAAAUCAGCUUUGAUCCUGGCCUGUGAGAAAGGCAGCUCUGAGGUGGCUGAGCUGCUCCUGAGCCACGGAGCGGAUGCUGGAGCGGUGGACAGCUUGGGGCACAGUGCUCUGCAUUAUGCUCGGCACACACAAGACAAGGAGCUGUGGAGGCUGCUACAGCAGGCCCUGAACCGGCGGCAGAGAGGCGGUCAUGCACUGGUUCAACACCCAGAUCAUACAUCUCAGGCCUCUCCAUCUGAGCCUUAUGUGGCAGCACCUUCUAAGAGCUCAUGGAGAUCAGAGCCUGAGGAAAAGCAGGAGGAAGAGGAAGAGCGGCGCUCAGAAGGGUGGAAGUGGAAGUAUAAAGAGGAGCAGAAGAAAGUUUAUCAGUUGGAGCAAGAGCUGAUGCAAAAGACAGAAGAGUGCAAGGCUAGAGCUGCAGCCAUCUUAGGCCUGGAGAACCAGAUUCGAGAGCAAGUGCAAGAACUAGAGUGUCUCCUAUUGCAGAAGCCUGGAGCUCCAGGAAGACUGAGCCCUGGCCUCCGGCCUGGAGGAGAUGGUAUGGAGGAAGGUUGUCCCGUGAACCUGUUGGCUGAGCGGAUCCAAGAGCUAAAGAAGCAGCAGAAGACAGCAGCCACAACAGACCCAACAGUAGCUCCCAAGAGAGCUGAAGAGUUAGCGCCAGCAGAGAUCCAGGAUGAAGUGCAUGGAAAGCCCCAGCAAGAACAGGCACCACCCCAGAGCCCAGGGUCUGAGACUAUUGGAAAAGCCACAGGACAGCAACUGAACACCAAUGGGGAACAAAACCUUGGCCUCGAUAACAUUGAGAAGAAGAGGCCCCAGGAUCCCGGGAAUGUACCAGCAGGCACAGUGCGGGAACCAGUGGGCAUAGCAGCUAUGAACCAGCUCCUCCUACAGCUAGGGGAAGAGUUGGCUGCAGUGUGGCGGGAAAAGGAUGUGGCCAGAGGGGCUUUGUCAAGGCCAGUACUGGAGGGAGCCCUGGGGACUCCCAGAGCUGAGGCUGCAGCAGCUGCCUGGGAGAGGAUGGAAGCCAGGCUGGAGAGGGUGCUGGUGAGGUUGGAUCAAGCAAAAGUGGGACUGCAGGUGAAACCCGAGGUCCCUGCCCAGGGAUCCAGAGAGAGAGCCCCAAAGGCAGUCCCAGGAUGCAUUAAAGAGCAGGAAGAAAAGAGCGCUCCCGGAGCCAGAGGAGAACCCUUAGGGGCCCCUGGAGGAGAACAGGCCUCAGGAGGAGGCCUGGCCAAGGGACACCUGGAGAAAGAGGUGUCGGCACUGAGACUGAGCAACAGCAACUUGCUGGAGGAAUUGGGAGAGCUGGGCCGUGAGAGGCAACGCUUGCAGGGAGAGCUGCAGUCCUUGACCCAGAGGCUACAACGGGAGUUUGUGCCCAAGCCCGAGGCGCAGGUCCAGCUACAGCAGUUGCGGCGGAGCGUUGGGUUGUUGACCGAUGAACUGGCUAUGGAGAAGGAGGCUACAGAGAAGCUGCGCAGGCGACUGGCCUCCCAGAACAGCAGCCUCCAAGGACUGUGGAACUGCCUUCCCCCAGACCUUGUGGGCAAGGGGAAUGCACGGAGUACAGCUGCAGAACCCCUGGAGGAGCUGCAGGCUUGCAUCAGUACCCUGGUGGACAAGCACCUUGAGGCCCAGAAGAUGCUGGCUCGGUUGGAGGAGGAAAACCAACAGCUGAGGGGACCUUCGGCCCCCUGUGGAGAGCCAGAGGCAUCCCUGAAGGCCACAGCAUCCCCCCAAGUGGCUGCCCUGGAAGAAGAUCUGGGGAAGCUAGAAGGAGAGCUACGGGCGGUGCAGGCCACGAUGAGUGGGAAGAGCCAGGAGAUAUGCAAGCUGAAGCAGCUGCUUUACCAAGCCACAGAGGAAGUGGCUGAGCUGAGGUCUCGGGAAGCAGCCAGCCUGCGGCAGCACGAGAAAACGCGAGGCUCACUGGUGGCCCAGGCUCAGGCUUGGGGCCAGGAGCUCAAAGCUGUGCUGGAGAAGUACAAUAUAGCCUGUCGGGAAAUGGUUCGGUUGCGGGACACCGCGGCAGAGGAGCGCCGCCGCAGCGAGGACCUGGCGGCUCGGGCGGCUGAGCAGGAGCGCCAGGCUGGCGAGAUGCGCGGGCGCUCGGAGCAGUUCGAGAAAACCGCUGAGCUGCUGAAAGAGAAGACGGACCACCUCAUCGGGGCUUGCCGGGACAAGGAAGCCAAGAUCAAGGAAUUGUUGAAGAAGCUGGAGCAGCUUUCAGAGGAAGUUCUAGAAGUCCGGGGUGAAAAUACACACCUGGCCCUGCAGCUGCAGGAUUCCCAAAAGAACCAUGAAGAGAUCAUCUCCACCUACAGGAAUCAUCUACUGAAUGCUGCUCGGGGCUACAUGGAGCAAGAUGUGUACAAUAUCCUACUUCGAAUCCUCAGCAUGCAGGAGUGAGGCAGGCUCACUGCUACCCUCAGAGAUAGUGGCAUUUCCCUUUUGGAAUAAGAGCAUUGCUUGGUACACAGAGGCUCUCUCUAUCAAGCUGUGGUGGGCAGGUGGUGGGUGGGUGAUUGCCCACUAGGUGUGGUGUGAGAAGGGUUUCACUGGACACGUGGGCCCCAGACCUGAAACCCUGCACCCUGGAGUCAGCACAGAUCAGGCCAGAAUUGUGGAUGUAAACUAGCUCUAUGGAAAAUAAAGUAGAAAACUAUAA
This is a messenger RNA of Acomys russatus (golden spiny mouse), 3323 nucleotides long. It is a transcript of the gene Ankrd35, whose product is annotated as ankyrin repeat domain 35. The record is from RefSeq and is a predicted model, not a curated record. Bases 92 to 3064 code for a protein of 990 amino acids. The transcript is spliced from 14 exons. NCBI's taxonomy places the organism in Eukaryota, Metazoa, Chordata, Mammalia, Rodentia, Muridae. Gene Ontology annotation, molecular function: actin binding.